Nannospalax galili (Upper Galilee mountains blind mole rat) is the source of this 2065-nucleotide messenger RNA. RefSeq names its product NECAP endocytosis associated 2 (gene Necap2). The record is from RefSeq and is a predicted model, not a curated record. The coding region runs from base 58 to 990 and encodes 310 amino acids. Gene Ontology annotation, biological process: endocytosis. Gene Ontology annotation, cellular component: membrane; clathrin vesicle coat. The transcript is spliced from 8 exons. NCBI's taxonomy places the organism in Eukaryota, Metazoa, Chordata, Mammalia, Rodentia, Spalacidae.
UCUGGCCCCGAAGGGCGGGGGAAGAAGCCGGAAGUCUGGUGAACUCUGGCAGUGGAGAUGGAGGAGUACGAGUCGGUUCUCUGUGUCAAGCCGGAGGUUCAUGUCUACCGCAUUCCCCCGCGGGCCACCAACCGCGGCUACAGGGCCUCAGAAUGGCAACUGGACCAGCCAUCAUGGAGUGGCCGACUGCGGAUCACUGCAAAAGGUCAGGUGGCCUACAUCAAGCUGGAGGAUAGGACCUCAGGUACAGAUACAGGAGGGGAGCUCUUUGCACAGGCUCCAGUAGAUCAGUUUCCUAGCACAGCUGUGGAGAGUGUGACUGACUCCAGCAGGUACUUCGUGAUCCGAAUUGAAGAUGGAAAUGGCCGACGUGCUUUUAUCGGAAUUGGCUUUGGGGACCGAGGGGAUGCCUUUGACUUCAACGUGGCAUUACAGGACCAUUUCAAGUGGGUGAAGCAGCAGUGUGAGUUUGCAAAACAAGCCCAGAACCCAGAUGAAGGCCCCAAAUUGGACCUGGGCUUCAAGGAGGGCCAGACCAUCAAGAUCAACAUCGCAAACAUGAAGAAGAAGGAAGGAGCAACUGGGACGUCCCGAGCCCGGCCAGCCAGCACAGGAGGGCUGAGCCUGCUUCCGCCACCUCCAGGGAGCAAGACUUCCACCCUCACCCCUCCCUCUGGGGAGCAGUUGUCUGUUGGGGGCUCUUUGGUCCAGCCAGCAGUUGCUCCUGGUUCAGCUGCCCAGGAUCAUGAGACUGACACCAGGUCUCAUAAUUUGGUCCCUGAGACCAUCAGGAAGAAGUCUCUGAUUCCAUCUCUUUCUCUUUCUCCCUGCCCACUGGACUUAGGGACAUCACUAGGAGGUGCCACUGUGCUCUGGCCACGGCCUAAGCCUGUUACUCCUGCCACCACUGACAUUUGGGGCGACUUCACCAAAUCCACAGGGGCAUCUUCUAGCCAGUCUGAGCCAGGCACAGGUUGGGUCCAGUUUUGACCUGCACAACUUCUUUCUCAUAUGACUUCUGGGAAGGAGCCGCCUCAUCUGGGCCCACGGAAGGAAGAGGAGCACUUCCUGGCUGUCCCUGAACCAUCAGCUGUGCUUUCCUCACUCGGCUCUCCUGACAGCUUGAGCACAAGAAAGCAGUGAACUGCUGUCACUGUCACAGUCACACUGGACUUGGGGUUCAGGUGCUGCACGGCGAGAAGACAGGCGAGGAAACACUCCAGGGUCCCCAUCCCCACCUGCUCUUUUGACGUGAGGGACCCAGACCUGCCUUCCUCCAUCGCAGUGAUCCAUAUUAAAUACAGCCCCCAAAGCACAGAACAAGUUGUGUUUGUGGCCUAGAUUCAGCUCUGCCUCUCGGGUUGGCAGGUAUCACAGGGUCGCUGUUGGCAGGUGACUCCUAAGGAAGAGUCCUUCCUGACUUCUAGCAGAUCUUUCGACUAGAGUGAAUGGGUCAUCAUCGGGGGACUUGGAAGAGUUGAGCAUUCUGAAAAUGUAAAUAUUUUGCUCUGUUAAUGUGCUGAGCUGCACUAAUAUGUUCUUGCAAGAGAGACCUGCCAUGGUAAGGGUCUCUGCCUCACUCCUUGAGUCCCAGUGGUAGCAGUGUGCAUUUGCCUGCCCACCUGCUUUCCCUGUCCAUCAGCCAGGCCACUGCAGGCUAGGUAGGCUCUGGAAGCCAGGCAGUGCUGGGGUGGGAAGGUGGAAGCAGCUGGGUCAGCCUGCCCACCUCUGCUCCAGGUUCAUGGUGUAGCUGGCCGGCUCAGACUCCCCUGGGCCUUCUGAAGUGGCUUAUAUGCAGAUAGCCUCUUCCUCUCAUUUCCUUCAGAGACCGUAAGUGACAGGAGUUGCUCCGCCAGCUGGACGUCCAGGCUGCCUGGAAUACUGGUUUAUAAGAAAUGAUUUUCUUCCUGGUAUACCUCCAAAAUGUCUUUAUUAACUUAAACUUAUUUCUCAGUUGAAAGGUUUCUUUUUUGAAGGCUCAAGACCGUGAACUGAAAAAAGUGUUGACCUUUUGUGGGACCAGAGUUUAAGAUGAAAAGAAUAAUAAAUGUUUUCACUUCUGUCA